UACAGCAUCAGCCCACAUCUACAGACAGCCCAAGCCUCCGGCCUCCACCAUGAAGAUCGCCAUCACAAUCACUGUGGUCAUGCUGUCCGUCUGCUGCAGCUCAGCUUCUUCGGACAUCUGCCCAGGAUUUCUUCAAGUCCUUGAGGCCCUCCUCCUAGGCUCAGAGUCUAAUUAUGAGGCAGCCCUGAAGCCUUUCAACCCUGCCUCAGACCUGCAAAAUGCAGGAACCCAGCUGAAGAGGCUGGUGGAUACCCUCCCACAGGAGACCAGAAUAAACAUCGUGAAGCUCACGGAGAAGAUCCUAACAAGUCCUCUGUGUGAGCAAGAUUUAAGAGUCUGAAGCUCACUGGAUUUCAGAGAUCUUCUACGCUAAAGGCCCCUGUCAUUGCCCUCUGCCUCCUUGACCUCCCUACACCAACCCCGCCUUCCUCUUUGCAAUAAACUGCGAGCAUCUCA
Molecule: messenger RNA, 456 nt
Organism: Rattus rattus (black rat)
Lineage: Eukaryota; Metazoa; Chordata; Mammalia; Rodentia; Muridae
Gene: Scgb1a1
Product: secretoglobin family 1A member 1
Exons: 3
Coding region: 50-340 (96 amino acids)
Biological process (GO): signal transduction
Cellular component (GO): cytoplasm
Source: RefSeq, a predicted model, not a curated record